GUUUGUUGGGGUUUUUUUUUUUAAUCUAAGACACUUUCAUUUAUUUGUACUUUACAAUUGUGCAGUUAGUUGAAAGAGCACGAUUUCAUAUACUCUAUAAUUAUAAUGCAAGAAAUAAUUAAAGUUACUAUAUCCGGAAUAGUUUUAAUAGCUAAGCAUUUAUAAAAGAUAAUCCUCACCUGAUUUCUUGCUGUGGCGUGCUACACAUUGUAGUGGAUUAAAUGCUAAUAUAUAUAAUUUGUUAAAUAUGCACACACAGCGAAAAAAAGUGUUAAAUUGACCAAGGUAGGCCUAAUUGGUAACUCCUAGAACUGAGCUUCGUUUCAGUCUUGACUGUAAAUGGCUAAUAAUGGUCAUUUAAUUUCAGCCUGAAGACAUUAGUGAGCCAGGUACGAAGGGUAAGCAGAUAAAAAUGGAACAGUUUGUGAGCCAUGUUAACAGGUGGGCUGCAAAUGAUCAUCGCACGUUGGCGGCAGACAGGAAGUUAACAGAAAUGAUCUGUUUAGACAUGCAGCCGAUGUCCAUGGUUGAAGAUACUGGCUUCAAGACUUUUGUCGACACUCUGCAGCCAUCCUACAGUUUGCCAACAAGGAAACACUUGAGGUGGAAUCUAAUUCCAAAGCUCUACAAUGAAAUCAAGGCCAACAUCAAACAACAGCUUGAAAUGGUGGAGAUUGUUAGCAUAACAACUGACCACUGGACAUCCCGUGCGAAUGAUGCGUACAUGUCAGUAACAGCGCACAUCCUUACAGAAGAUUUUGAGCUCAAAGAUUUCUGCCUGGACGUUGCAUACAUGCCCCAGAGCCACAAUGCUGAGAACAUAUCACGGGCACUUGUUGACAGUGUGAAGAGCUGGAUACCUGGUGCCGGAACUAAUAAAGAAGUGAAAAUAUAUGUAGUGUCGGAUAAUGCGGCCAAUAUUCAAGCUGCAUGUCGAUUGCUUCCAGACAACUACAGAGCAUUGAACUGUUUUGCACAUACGCUACAACUUGUAAUCAAAGAUGGACUGAAAGAAUUCACUGGAGCCCAGAAUGUAAUUUCCAAGUGCCAGAACAUCGUGAAUCACUUUCACCACUCAGCAAAAUCUACACAUAUGUUGAAAGGCAUGCAAAAAACAAUGCAGAUGCCAGACCACAAACUAAAAUCACAGUGCGAAACCCGAUGGAAUUCAACAUUCCAAAUGAUUGAAAGGAUGGUGGAGCAAAAACAUGCAUUGAAUGCCACUCUUGCAUCUAUAACGAAAGUCAACAACCUUUCCGCACACGAAUGGAAGACUGCCGAGGAGUAUGUGCAAGUUCUUCGUCCAUUUGAGGAUGCAACAACCAUUAUGUCGGCAACUCGGUAUUCCACUCUGUCCAUGGUCAUCCCCGUUCUCAACACCUUAUGUGACGAAAUGAAAGCUGCUGAACUCAACACAUUUGGUGAAUGUAUUAUCAAGAACAUAAACAAUCGCUGGCCCGAUUACGAGAAAACACAACUCUUCUACAUUGCAACAGUGCUUGAUCCUAGAUUUAAGCAAUAUGCAUUUUCAUCAGAAAGUUCAAAAAACGCUGCCAGGUACACCCUACUUGUUGAAGUCUUGGACAUUUAUGAGAAAAAGGCAGAAAGGGAAAAAGCAAGGAAAGCUGAUGUCAGUAAAAAUAUCGGAAGCAAACAUGCUUCAUCUGUAGUAGCCUCUGCUGCCACAACCUCUACCUCCACUGCUGCCACUGCUUCUACCUCCACUGCAGCUGAACAGACAGAACCAAGCGUCGAGCAAAGUACAACUACAUCCAAGAGUGGGAAACAUGAUUUUUGGGGAUUGUUUAAAAAAAAAAUUGCCCAGAAACAAGACGAUGAAGUUCAAAAGCAAAGCAAAGAGGAACUGAGGGCUGUCAUGCAAUAUGAGAUUGACAGGUACUUGAGUGAACCGUUGAUUGAUCCUUCACAGUGUCCAUUUGAUUGGUGGAAGAUGCAUAAUCGCAGUUAUCCAAACGUUUCCGCUGUGGCUAGAUUGUACCUGGCUAUCCCCAGCACGUCGGUGCCAAGCGAGCGCAUUUUUAGUAAAGCAGGUCUUAUCAUUUCUGACAGGAGAUGCAGCUUGAAACCCAGUGUUGCUGAACAAUUGGUAUUUCUAAAUCACAACCUCAAAGCUAAAGGCAUAAAGUCUUAAAACCAGUGACUGGCAAUGGCCACAGUAGAUUGUACCUGCAAGGCUGUGCAGCGUGUAGAUACUUUAAUCUCUUUUAUUAUUUGUUUAUGAUCCUGGACUGGGAGUCUUAAGGACAACGUUUUAUUUAAGGCAUCAUAGGUGAUUAGAUCACAUAACUAACAGUUACACUAAAACAUUGGCAUGCCUGGAAGGCCCUAGAAGUGUUUGAUUUUAUGAUUAGCUAUUUAUGAUGUGCAGUUGUUCAGUAUGUUUUCGCCAAGUUAGGUUGGAAGCGACUAGACGUGAUAUCAAUGAUCAUGCUGUUGUUUUAAAUUAUUAUAUUACUUUUUUUUAAAUUAUUAUUUAAUAUUAUUUUGUCCCUUUGCGAGUUGCUGACUGUAGGUGAGGCAGAACUACUUAGCAGUACUCCACUUACCCUGACCUCAACAUACAUGUCUAUUAUUUUCCUUUGUUCUGAGUGUCAGUGAACGACUGACUAGUCUAAAUGAAGACUGGAUAUAACAUUCUCUAUAGUGUAACAUUUCCAAAUCUAGUUCAUAAUAUUUGAUGAUCACACUGUCACACAAUAACAGUGAUACACAAUAAAACAUUUUGUAAAAUUACAUAUUAAGUACUUGACAUUGUUUAUUGUGGUUCUGAUACUUCUAGUUACUUCUGCAGUCUAUUUAACUGUAAAUGUUUACCUGUAGGUCAUCAGAUGAGCAAUGGUUCAACGACAUUACUUGUUAGAAAACCUCCCUUUGCUAAAAAAAAAAAAAUGGGUUGGGCAGAAAUAAAGGGAAGACCCUAACGUGGGCGUGCAUUUCGAGGCAGGUAUACAUAAAAUACUGCUUAAUAUUGGUUCGUUAUUAGUGUUAUAUGAAUACCGAAUACCGUACCGAUACCGAGGUAAAUCGCCACCACAAUACCGAUACCGAUACCG
Messenger RNA from Gigantopelta aegis, 3074 nucleotides. Its product is annotated as zinc finger BED domain-containing protein 4-like. The transcript has a single exon. Gene Ontology annotation, molecular function: protein dimerization activity. The coding region runs from base 413 to 2152 and encodes 579 amino acids. Lineage: Eukaryota; Metazoa; Mollusca; Gastropoda; Neomphalida; Peltospiridae. The record is from RefSeq and is a predicted model, not a curated record.